Molecule: messenger RNA, 1354 nt
Organism: Syngnathoides biaculeatus (alligator pipefish)
Lineage: Eukaryota; Metazoa; Chordata; Actinopteri; Syngnathiformes; Syngnathidae
Product: histone H2B 1/2-like
Exons: 1
Coding region: 36-413 (125 amino acids)
Cellular component (GO): nucleosome
Molecular function (GO): DNA binding; structural constituent of chromatin; protein heterodimerization activity
Source: RefSeq, a predicted model, not a curated record
UCGGCACUAUCGCCGAAAGUCCGCUCUCGAUAAACAUGCCUGAGCCAGCUAAGCCCGCCCCCAAGAAGGGAUCCAAGAAAGCGGUCACCAAGACCGCCAGCAAGCCCGGCAAGGGCAAGCGAAAGAGGGGAAGGAAGGAGAGCUACGCCAUCUACGUGUACAAGGUCCUGAAGCAGGUCCACCCGGACACCGGCAUCUCGUCCAAGGCCAUGAGCAUCAUGAACUCGUUCGUCAACGACAUCUUCGAGCGCAUCGCCUCCGAGGCCUCCCGCUUGGCGCACUACAACAAGCGCUCCACCAUCACGUCCAGGGAGAUCCAGACCGCCGUCCGCCUCCUCCUCCCCGGCGAGCUGGCCAAGCACGCCGUGUCCGAGGGCACCAAGGCCGUUACCAAGUACACCAGCUCCAAAUGAGCCCGUAUGGCUCCCUCGCAAACCAACGGCUCUUUUAAGGGCCACCCACAAUCUCUCAAGAGUAAACAUUUUUUUUUUUCCACUUUAGAUUCUAGUUAUGUUCAGACACUUAUUAGCAACUUGCAAUUGCUGGUAAAACAAGCUAUGCCCUCUUUAGCUUGUACGUCAUUAUGUAAGCAAUUAGUCCCGUGGUGAACCGUUAUAUAAUUUUGUGGAAGACUGGCUGACCCAAUGUUAAAAAACUGGUUUAUCACUGACUCCCGUUCUGGCUGUUUUAACAGCGUGCCAGGUGAUUGGCCACAGACGAUACAAACUAUAUUUGCUUCUCGUUUAACACGGAACAGUAUAAACGUUCACGCUUAUGUAUGAUAUAUAUAUGAUAUUCACAAAUUGAUAAAACAGCCAAAGGAAGGGACCUGCAAAAGACUGCACUGAUGUGACUUCAGAUGACUAUGCAGGUCCUGCGUGACUCAUCCCAACUGCGACACCGCCACAGGUGACUCAUUGUGGGUCAAAGAAGAAGCGGGGAGGCCCGCAUCUCUUGUUGGUGACGGCGAUCCGCCAGCAGAUGUUGCAAAAGGCGGCCAAGCUCACUUGCGGUGGAUCUUUUUUUUUUUUUUUUUUGCAGAAGUGGGACAGCCUUGACUAUAUCUGAAUGCGUACCAGUCGUGCAAGGCUGCUGGACGUUGCCAGGUCGGUCGGGUGACCUUUUCGCUGCAAAGGUUAUCAUCCUGCCUCGACUGCAAAAAAAAAGAACACAGUACAAGUGUGCCAGUCCCAACGACAGACGUGAAUGAAACACGCUCGCCAUCUUUGCACGGGGCAGAUGUUCCAUAUUUACUGCACUUGAAAUGAUUUCACAUUGAGCCAUGGCAGUGGUUUUUUUUUCCAAUUUGUGUGCCUUUCUUGACCCACCACAACAAUAAACACUUUGAACUGUU